AUGGCCUUUCACAGCCCUGCAAGUUCCGAAUCGGAGUUCUUCUCUCUUCAAGACUCCCUCAGACCUCGACUCCAAGCUUUGAGUGUUGAAAAAGAAGAACAACGAGUGCGUGAUAUCCCUUACAUGUCUCACGCGGCUUCCUCCCAGCGGCGCAACCUUCUCUUCGUAGCGCAUGGAUCCGAUAUCUAUGUGUGGAUCCCAUCGGGUCCUUUCCAGGUCUUGGGUUCUCAGGCCGAGAUGAUUAUCAAACCAGUCAUGAAGCACCCCCAAGCCGAUGGUUACAUUGAUCCGGCGAAUCCGCAUACCAUCAACAAUAUUAUUGUGGAUGAGCUAGGUCGUGACGAGGUCCUGCUGUUGGCAACCGAUUCCGGCAACGUCUGCGGAUACCAUGUCGAGGCAAUCUUUUCCGCCUUGAAGCGAUGCGCCAAAAGCGGUUACAAACGGCCGUUUGAUGGCGCCGAAGUGACUCCAUUCUUUGUGGAAAAUGUCGGCAUGAGCGCCUGGGGCCUUGCAACUCACAAGUUUGCCCGUUUGAUUGCUAUUAGCGCGAACACUGGCCAGAUCACAGUCUAUGCCUUCGCCUUGGUAGACCCAUCAUCAGAAGACAUGGAUGAUCCUGCCUCAGAUCCCGAUUCAGACGGUCUGAACACCACCCAGUCUGACCAGACCUGGAUUUCUAUUCAUAAUAUCAAGCAGUUGCGGGAAUUACAGAGGUCUAUGCCUCGUAACCACCGUUCACGCAAUCUACGCUUAACAUAUAGGGGUCACUUCGACAAUAUCCCACACAUAUCCUUUGCCAACUUUGACUUGGAUUCCAAUGGCUCAUGGAUGACCAGCACUGAUAUCAGCAAUCGGGUCAUAAUUUGGCGUAUAUGGGAUGACCUCGGUCCAUACAGGGUAUAUUAUCCCGGUCACCCGUUGAACAAUCCUCCCCAGAGGGGGUGGACUGUCAUACCCCUGGACCCAAGAACCUUCAAACGCCACCAGACGAAAGAGGACGCAUGCGGAUGUGAGCCAGGCUCUGUGCUACUCGCAUCUAGAACGAUCCUGGAUGUGUCUAGGGCCAUCCAAGGUGUGCGAGAUGCGUCGCAGAUAUUCGUAUUCGGCGCCAUCAGCUCCAAACGCCCGCGAAAUCUGAAUCGCCAAGUUCAGUGCUUGCCUGAUACCAUUUUCUCAGCCGGGUCUAGGGUAGAACAGCAUUCUCGAACGGACUUGAAGUCGGAUUCGGGACCCAGAAACGCGGUUGGUGAUAAGCGCGAGGCUGACGUCGAAGGGGAAUUGGUCACUGAUUCAGAAUUCGACGAUGCCUCAAGUGUUGAUUCAUCAGACCGGGUGGUACGAGUCAAACGCCCCCUGGCAAGUCUUUAUGAGGAGAGCGACCAGCUCCACACAUCACCUUGUCUGCACCCAGACUUUGUCUAUGACUUGGAGGGUUUCUCCGACCACAGCCUCAAGCUUUUCACAGAAAGGCCUGUACAUCCCGUCCAUCCUCCCCAAUUCUUCCCUACCAUCCACUUUUCUGAGCACCAUAUCAGUAUGGCGCCCUACCCAAUCGACUCAGACUACCAUCUCCUCAGUCGAAAUCCUUUAUUCCAACGCUUCUCUUUCACUGUCGAAAUGAGCUCCGCCUGUGAUCGCUUCAACAUGGUCAAAUACGUUCCCGAGCUUGGAAUCGUGGUUGCAGCGUCACAGAAAGGCCGCGUGGCGAUCAUAUCUCUUACUUGGCAAGAAGAGAUUGGCUAUGCAUUCCGCCUCGACUGGAUCGUUCCAUUCCAUACCCAAGAGCGUAGCGAUGAACGGCCUAUGAUCCCACUCCUUGGUAUGGCUGUCAGCCCUAUGCCAGGGUACGAAAUCCCGCCGGAUGUCCCCUCCAUCCCGCGUGGUGUUGACCCUGACGAUUGGCUUCAAUUUAACUACCGCAUCCUCAAUCCUGAAGAAGACGACACUCCUUCUUCGCCCUCAUCUACAACACCCGAUCCUUCCAUAUCCAAACCGUCUGCUAAGACAGACCCUUCUCAUGCUACACAUGACUCCCAGUCUGACAACGACGAUGAGGAUUCUCAUUCACCCUCUGGCUCUGAAUCCGAAUCAGACGAAGCGCCCUCGGAGACACACUCCAAUACGACAGAAUCAAACAAUGACAACCAAAAUUAUACCCUCCCAGAACUUCACGCCCAUGCCUCUCGCGCUUAUCAUCCGCAGGAACGCUGGGACGGCUGGCAUCCGUCCCGCCACUACAGAUUAAUGCUUCUGUAUUGUGACCACACGGUGAUGAGCUAUGAAUUCUGGCACGACUGGAAGGACUAA
Messenger RNA from Penicillium cataractarum, 2307 nucleotides. RefSeq lists its product as uncharacterized. The record is from RefSeq and is a predicted model, not a curated record. Bases 1 to 2307 code for a protein of 768 amino acids. The transcript has 3 exons. Lineage: Eukaryota; Fungi; Ascomycota; Eurotiomycetes; Eurotiales; Aspergillaceae.